Molecule: messenger RNA, 1147 nt
Organism: Blepharisma stoltei
Lineage: Eukaryota; Ciliophora; Heterotrichea; Heterotrichida; Blepharismidae
Source: the annotation of a GenBank genome assembly
AUGGAAUACCCUCCUCCUGUGGAGAUCAGGAUCGAAACCAGAGUAUUGCCUAAGACCAAGAAAAACCUUGAGGAGCAGGCAAAACGAGAAGCCUAUGAAAAGCAGCUGGAAGAAGAAAGAAAACAGCAAGAAAAACUCAAUCAGGCCCAGCAGCAGAAACUUCAAAUGGAGAAGUUUGAAAAAGAAAGGCAUAAAAUUGAGCAGGAAAAGAAAAGACAUGAAGAAGAACGCAGAAGGAAAGAAGAAGAGGAACAAAAGAGCACACUCGAAGGGAGGCUUGCCAAGUUUGUAUCAGAUCUUACGCAUAACCAGACACCAUCAGAGUUUUCUUUAUCAGGGGUAGAAAUGAGCAAUGUGAGGUGGAGGAUUUUGGCAAGCUGCUUAAAAAAGAACCUAACACUGAAAGAUCUUCACUUGUCGAGAAAAGGAAUAACCGACGAAGAAGGCGAAGAAAUAAUCAAGAGUCUCAAGCACAAUAAUACGUUGGAAAAGCUGGAGAUGGAAGGAAAUCAGCUGGGGAAAAGCAGUGCGAGACAAAUUGGGGAAUAUUUAGCGACUAAUGAUAAGUUGAAAUAUUUAGACCUUGAAGGAAAUGAGCUAUAUGAUACUGACAUUGUGGAUACCACAAGUAUUAUUGCUUUAGCUGAAGGAAUCAAGAAGAAUCAAUGCUUGAUUUCGCUAAAUUUAAGCUACUGUAAUCUAGAUCGAGAAUGUGGCCGAAUACUAGCCCAAGCUAUGCGUGAAAACCAAACCAUAAUCCACUUCGAUUUCAGAGGCAAUGAAUUUCCACUCGAAAUUGUACGAGACAUCACAAACAGCUUAAAAAGAAAUAAAGAGCUCUACAAUAUGUAUAGACUUGAAGAAUGGAAAGAAAGAAAAAUAGCUCACAGGGAAGAUGAAUAUACUGAAAUGAUUGACAUCACUUUGCAGCAAGAACAUAUCAAGAAAAUGAGUAAGAAUUAUUAUAGACAUUAUCAGCAGAGAAGAAGCAGGAAAACGAGAAAAAGAAAGCAGGUGGGAAGAAGAAAGGCUCAAAAAAGAGUAUGAGAUGAAGAGAGAAAUGGAAAAACUCAUGAACGAAGCCAAGAAAAGACAAGAAAAAGGCAAGAACAAGAAAAGAGGCAAAUCGAAGAAGAAAAAGAAGUAA